CUCAUUUUUUAGACUUGAAUGCAAUACCCACACAAGUAAAAUUUAAAAUCAAAUCAUCAUCAAGAGUCUUCGACAUCAGUCUUGAUCUUGCCAUCAAUGUGGCCUCCAAAGUAGUUGUGUUGUUUUGCCUCGUUAAAUCCAUUCAAGUUCCAAGUUUAUAUCCAUCAAAUUCUGGCUUUUAAAUUCCCACAAAUCCCUUCAACGAUUUCAGUAACCCCCCCCCCCCCCAAACCGUGAGAAAAACGAUGGAAAACUUCAGAAAGCUUUCUGUGUAUUUUUUGUUACUGUGCUUCACAAGCAUGUCCUCCACGCUGGACAUAAUCACCCCAAGCCAGCCCCUUCGUGAUGGUCACAAUGAAAGUCUGGUUUCAGAAGGAGGAAUCUUUGAAGCUGGAUUCUUCAACCCUCAAAAUUCAAAGAGCCGUUACGUGGGAAUAUGGUACAAAAACAUUGCCCAGAGAACGGUCGUAUGGGUGGCCAACAGAGAGAAACCACUCCACGAUGCCUCAGGAGUUUUGCAGGUAGACAGUGAUAAAGGAAUUCUUAGAAUCUUGGACAGCAAAGGGUUUGAAGCUUGGUCCUCGAAUGCAUCAAAAAAGGCAGAGAACCCAGUUGUGCAGCUGUUGGAUUCAGGAAACCUCGUUCUGAGAGAGGAAAAGAACUUGAGCAGCAUAUUAUGGCAGAGCUUUGAUUAUCCAGGUGAUACUUUUCUCCCUGGAAUGAAAAUUAGAAGCAACAUAAGGACUGGUCAGCAUGUGGGAAUAACUUCUUGGAAAUCCUGGCAAGAUCCUACACCUGGUGACUUUUCUAUGCACAUAGAUACUAAAGGCCUUCCUCAGCUGGUUAUUACAAAUGGAAACAAAAGAAUAUACAGAGCAGGACCGUGGAAUGGGCUUGGUUUUACAGGUACACCUGAACUGAGAGAUAUCAAAUUCAUGAAAUUACUUUUUGAGCUAAAUGAAGAUGAAGUCUUCUAUGAAUACAAAAUCCUCAAUAAUUCAACUCUAAUGAGAAGCAGACUGUUGCCCGAAGGCUAUCCUUUACGUUUAACAUGGUCUUCUCAGAAAAAUGGAUGGGAAGUUAUCAUGCCCAGCCCGUCUGACCAGUGUGAAGGAUAUUCUUUCUGUGGUCCAAAUACGAACUGUAACGGCAAUGACCCUCGGAGUUGUAAGUGCUUGACCGGAUUCACAACAAACUCUUCUGGAGGGUGUUCCCGAGCAAUUCGACUUGAAUGUAGAAAGGGAGACAGCUUUCAAAAGUAUCAGCGAAUGAAAUUGCCAGACACAUCUUCUUCCUGGUACAACAAGACCAUGAGCUUAGGUGAAUGUGAAAAACUAUGUUUGAGAAGCUGCAAUUGCACCGCGUACUCUAGUUUGAAUAUCAGUGACCAAGGAAGUGGCUGCUUGCAUUGGUUUGAUAGCAUUGUCGACCUGAGAGAACUCAGAGAGGGAGGACAAGACUUUUAUAUACGAGUAUCUGUAUCAGACCAAGAUCUUACAGUGAAAAAUGGCAUGGACAAGAGGAAGCUUGCAGGAAUUGUGAUCGGCUGCUCUAUAUUAAUGAUGAGUACCCUAGUACUAGUCGGAUUGACCAUAUGGAUCAAGAAGAGGCUGUUGCAUCCAGGGAAAGCGAUUUAUCGGGAGGACAAGAGUGACAAAGAGGACAUUGAUUUACCAAUAUAUGAAUUUUCAACCAUUUCUAAUGCCACAAAUCAGUUUUCAGAGAGGAAUAAAUUGGGACAAGGCGGCUUUGGACCGGUGUACAAGGGUAUACUACAUGAUGGGCAAGAAAUUGCAGUAAAGAGGCUUUCCAAAACAUCGGGACAAGGAACGAACGAGUUUAAAAAUGAAGUCUUGUUGAUUGCAAAACUCCAACACCGCAAUCUUGUGAAGCUUCUUGGUUGUUCCAUUCAACAAGAAGAAAAGUUGUUGAUUUAUGAAUUCAUGCUUAACGGAAGCCUAGACUAUUUCAUUUUCAAUUCAAAAAAAACUAAGCUAUUAGAUUGGACUAAGCGAUUCCAUAUUAUUGACGGGAUUGCUCGGGGGCUCCUUUAUCUUCAUCAUGACUCAAGAUUGCGAAUUAUCCAUAGAGAUCUCAAAACUAGUAAUAUUCUUCUUGAUAAUAAUAUGAAUCCAAAAAUAUCAGACUUCGGUCUAGCUAGAAUUUUUGGAGGAGAUCAAACGGAGGCCAAUACAAAUAGAGUGAUGGGAACAUAUGGAUAUAUGCCUCCCGAAUAUGCAAUGCAUGGAUCUUUUUCUGACAAAUCUGAUGUCUUUAGCUUUGGAGUAAUUGUAUUGGAGAUAAUUAGUGGAAGAAAGAAUAGGGGAUUUUGUGAUCCACAUCAUCAUCUUAACCUGCUAGGGCAUGCGUGGAAAAUUUGGAUUGAAAAAAGACCAAUGGAUCUAAUGGAUGAACAACUACAAGAUUCAGUGGUUUCAUCGGAACUGUUGAGAUGUAUUCAGGUUGGCCUAUUAUGUGUGCAACAAAGACCAGAGGAUAGACCUAACAUGUCAACUGUGGUUUUGAUGUUGAAUGGGGAAAAGUUACUUCCUAACCCAAGCGAGCCUGGGUUCUAUAUUGGAAGGGAUAAUCAAACCCUGGCAGAUUCUACUAUAAGAAGUAGUGAAGAGUGUUCAAUUAAUGAGGCUUCCAACUCAACAUUAGAGCCAAGAUAGAACGCCAAAACCAGUUUAUUUGAAGCCUUCCAAAUGUCUCAAGGUCGCAUGUAAUACGAUUCAAAAUAAAUUUAUGUUCCAAAAGUUGAUGAAAAUGGACAUUUUCCAAUUUUUACUAUGGCCUUAUUUUGGUUGAUGAUAAUUUAGGAGUGUGAGCAAGGGUGUUCAAUUGAUGCUUAUAUGAUACUAGUCCAAUGAAUGUGAUAAAUGCAUCAUUUUCUAUGUUUA
Molecule: messenger RNA, 2903 nt
Organism: Prosopis cineraria
Lineage: Eukaryota; Viridiplantae; Streptophyta; Magnoliopsida; Fabales; Fabaceae
Product: G-type lectin S-receptor-like serine/threonine-protein kinase At4g27290
Exons: 7
Coding region: 246-2675 (809 amino acids)
Biological process (GO): protein phosphorylation; recognition of pollen
Molecular function (GO): ATP binding; protein serine/threonine kinase activity
Source: RefSeq, a predicted model, not a curated record